Molecule: messenger RNA, 3140 nt
Organism: Xiphophorus hellerii (green swordtail)
Lineage: Eukaryota; Metazoa; Chordata; Actinopteri; Cyprinodontiformes; Poeciliidae
Gene: col26a1
Product: collagen, type XXVI, alpha 1
Exons: 14
Coding region: 364-1665 (433 amino acids)
Biological process (GO): extracellular matrix organization
Molecular function (GO): extracellular matrix structural constituent conferring tensile strength; protein binding
Source: RefSeq, a predicted model, not a curated record
GCUUUGACGCACGUCUCCAGCUUCGGCGCGCUUUUUUUAUUCGCUCUCUGGAUAUUUGACUCCUCGGUUCUCCGCACCAUGUCAAACGUCAGAGAGCCCAGUUAUUCUAUAGGAAGAGGUUGUGUGUCAUUCAUGCCGUACUCUUGAAGGGGGGCACGCUUGUUUUUGUUUUUUUUUUUCUUCUUCUUCUUCUUCUUCUUUUUUUUUAAAUCGGGAGCAGGAGAUGGCAAACUCCUUCUGAUGGUUUCAUCGGGAGCUCUGUAGGGUUUCCUGUUUCCAUUUCUAUACUGUAACGGGAUUUACUUGAAAAACCCAUCUGCUUCUGUGGGAUAUCGCCGUCAGGGAUCAUUUCAAAGAAAGAAGAUGGCUCUGGGUUACCUCUACGCGCUGUGCGUGUGGAUAGGUUUGUUGCAUCCCUCACUUGGAACCGGGUUUGUUUAUCGCUUUCCAGGGAUCGCCCUGCAGCGGCAGCGCAUCCACUCCGAACGGGGCAGCAGUGCGGGUCCGCCGGGAGCCGGGUCCUCACUUAGGAACUGGUGUCAGUACACUGCUUCCAGGUCAGUGCCCUGCAAAGUGCACAAUGGGACUGAGACCUCAGUGCAGAGGGUGAUGCAGGGCUGCCGGUGGCCCGGACCGUGCAGCAAAGUCAUCAGCUACAGAACCGUUAUCAAGCCGUCGUUUAAGAUCACUUACAAGCAAAUCACGGCUCUGGAGUGGAGGUGCUGCCCUGGGUUUGUGGGGGCGCAGUGUCGAGAAGAAUGCAUGAACUGCACCAGCUUCAACGACAUGAACAGCAGAAUAAACGCAGUCGAAUCAAAGAUCAAACUGUUGGAGAGCGGUCGGCCACUUCCUGAGGUCAGACUACCAGACGGCUCAACAGGAAAUGAGGUGGACACGCGUCGGGCCACUCCACCGCCGUACCUGCCACCAGGAGCCAAAGGGCCCCCAGGACCGGCUGGACCUCCUGGGCCGGCUGGACUACCGGGGAUUGCAGGUCCUCCCGGAAGAACCGGGGAUCGAGGAGCUCCCGGGGAAAAGGGGGACAGAGGUUAUCCAGGAGAGAGCGGCCGCCCCGGGCCUCCAGGUCUUCCUGGACCUCCGGGUCCUUCUGGGUCAGGUUCUUUUCCUCUGCCCAUUCGGGGAGACGUUUUCCAUCUAGAGGAGGACCCGGACCGUCCGGUUCUCGCUGCGCCUCCGGUCAGAGUGGGCCCUCCCGGUCCCGCUGGUCCCGUCGGCCCCUCGGGUUCCCCUGGAGAACGAGGACCCGCAGGGACACCUGGUCUCCCAGGACGGGACGGUAGGGAGGGUGUUCCAGGCAGACACGGCAGUCCCGGCCCGAAAGGAGAUCCAGGGGAAAGGGGGGCGCCAGGUGCCAAAGGAGAGCAGGGCCUACCUGGAGCACCAGGGCCAAAAGGAGAACCAGGAGUGAGCUUGAAUGAGGGUGAAGCCGUGCAGCAGCUCCGAGAGGCCCUGAAGAUCCUGGCCGAGCGGGUUCUGAUCCUGGAGCACAUGAUUGGGAUUCACGAGAACUCUGAAGGAUCUGGAUUCAGCAGCGUUUUAGACCCGCUGGGUUUCUCCAGCCUGAAGACGAAGCGCCGCCAGGCCAGUCGAGUCCUCCGUCAGCCCGCAGGCGUCAACGGGCGGCAGAAACGGGUCCCUCUUUAACGUUAUUGCAUCAUUUUGCAUUUGUGUGAAUAAUUGUACGGGAAUAUUGGCUUUUUUUGUUGUUGUUGUUAUAACUGGACAUGCGUAGCUGUUCUUUGUAUCUGUACUUGCCAGAUUUAUUGUUGUUUUUCUUCGACAUGAAUAAGUCCUGCUAUUAAAAGUUCUUUGUAGAAGAGAGAUGUUGAACAUUUCCUCUGCACCAAAUGAUUUAUUGUCCUUUAUCACCCUGCUGCUGCUGCCUUACACAGAAGUAUGCCAUAAAUUACAAUGGAGGUUCUGGCAUCCUUCCUUCAUCAGAUAAAAGAUAGAUAAGUGAAUUUAUCUCUUUUCCUGAGGCUUAGGUUGCAGGCCUUUGCAUUCUUCAACAAAGUACAAAAAAACAAAACAACAACUUUGUACCAAUCUAAAAAUCUUUGUUUUCCAUUGUCUCUUUUGUGUUUUAGUUUGUGUUAAUGCUGUUAGGGGGAAAGACUUCCAAGAACAUCAGCGUGACAUAAACCGGAGCAAACAUCUGGAAGACAGAGGAAAGAGAUCCCGAAUCUCGAGCCAAACCCCCUCACUCGCCCCACGAUGCACCUGGAAGCUGAUAGAGCUGCAAACUUGACAGGGUUACAUCGACUUGUUUAAUAAGCUGCCUCUGAGACCUCCGUUUAAACCGGCGUGAUUUAUUGCGCGACAUGUCUCCCCAGUGAUCGAGACGGAGGUUUCUGAGUGAAACCCCCCCACCGCGUCUGGAGCGAUCCUUGCUUCCUCCAUUACAGACUUCACACGGGGGGGGAAUCCUUCUGGGAGGGAAACGUGCUUUCCUCCGCCGGGAGUCGAGGAGAGGAUCGAUUCGGCUCUCGCCCGCCUGCUAAGUACGAAACAUUUCGCCGGCGUCGAGUGGGAGCCGCGGAUCUGUUGAUGACGACAACGUUGAAAGCAGACCAAAACAUGCAAACUAUAAACAGAUGAGUGUGAGAAUUGUUUCCGUCAGAGUCCACUUCAGAGUUUGGUAUUUUAGUUAUUUGUAACUCUUAAGUUUUUACUGCUCCAUAAAAAAGAGAACUACAUAACAAUAAAAUAAGUCAAAGCCCCUCUAACAACAGACAUGUUUUUUAUUGGCCACUAUCAGCUGUUUAUAGACCUCAAAGUGUUCAAAUGAAACUCAGAAGGGCAGAAAUAACUGCUUUGGGUUAUUCUACCCUCACAUUACAGAGAUGCAAGUCAAGCUGCUUCCUGGAAUGGGUAGACGGAUGAUUCAGAAAUUACUCAUUUACCUGUUCUGGAAAGAAAAUCAAUUUGCAGUGAGUUUAUCAAACAGUGAAGAAUGCCUUGCCCUUGGGCAAAGGCAUUAGCUUGUUAUUAUUAUUAUUAUUAGGAUCUGACAUGAGUCAAGAAUUUGUAGUAUUGAUUUUGAUCCAUGUAUUCCUACUUGUGAAUAAGGCUGCCUUCCAGAAAUUGCUGUAAGACUUAUAAUAAAUUAAUAUUCUUCA